AAUUGGACGAGUCCGUUUGAAUGACCCGACGGAGGACAGACCCCCAUACAGAGUGGUAUCGAUCUCUCAGAUCACAUUGCCACCGUCUGUAUGUAUGUACGUUUAGGAUCAACACCUAUUCCACGAAGAAUAUCCUUGCGACGGAAAAAUGAGAUGGACGAAGAGAAUAAUAGGAUUUUGACAUGGCAAUCCCAGUAGCCAUUGGGAAUCCAAAGCGGGGCCAUUUUACCAGCCCAUCAUUUGAUUUAAAUAGCACUAUUGACCCAAACCGAUGGUUGUUGUCAGCGUAUGGAUGCACACCGAAAGUUUAGGUAAUUCCAUAACCAUCAAUCAGACGGCCACUUGGCGCAGUGCCCACUGUUUUACACCGGCUGUGGAUGGAAAGGAAAAAAGCCGAAAGAGCCCAAGAAUCUACGAAUCGCGCGGCUUCAUGAUAGGUACCGCCGGAUCCGCGUCCCACAUUAGAGGCCAGUGGUGGCUUUUUUUUUUCGGCGAUACGGGUGCGAACGGGGAAAUCGAGGAACCCAGACGAUUUGGUCGCCAAAGCAAAGAGGGAGAUUCUCAAUCUCUGUACUCCAUAACCACCAGAACUAACCAUUAUUGCUUGUUCUCGAUGAGAGACCGAUUCCUUCCAGUGGGCAUUCAUCACACAGCUGGGAAAUUACUUAGAUCUUGCCAUGUUAAGCGAAGUGGAGUGACCGAUCGCAAGCUGUCCAGGGAAUUGAUGAUCAAUCACUGGGAGAGAAGACCAACAAUAUAAAACCACCGUAGGUAACCCAGCCCAUCCCUCCAACUGACUACCAAAAGCGUCGAAUCUCUUGCCAAAACGGUGGACGGUAGCAAGUCUAUCGUAUCACGUGAACUCGUGUUUAAUAAGCUUUGAAUUCGUGUUUCCCGGCGCGUCCAAAGUGCGGUGAAGCGAUAUGCG
Molecule: messenger RNA, 928 nt
Organism: Aspergillus alliaceus
Lineage: Eukaryota; Fungi; Ascomycota; Eurotiomycetes; Eurotiales; Aspergillaceae
Exons: 3
Coding region: 272-760 (162 amino acids)
Source: RefSeq, a predicted model, not a curated record